Messenger RNA from Peromyscus eremicus (cactus mouse), 944 nucleotides. It is a transcript of the gene Tmem217, whose product is annotated as transmembrane protein 217. The transcript has 4 exons. Bases 309 to 878 code for a protein of 189 amino acids. The record is from RefSeq and is a predicted model, not a curated record. NCBI's taxonomy places the organism in Eukaryota, Metazoa, Chordata, Mammalia, Rodentia, Cricetidae.
AACGUCAGGGGCUGGGCACACAGGUGGGCCGGGGAGGCGGAGCUUAGAUGGGCAGGAAGGCGGGGCUGAAAGUUCCUACUCAGUGGAAGCCGAGAAGCAGACCUUGCAUGGGCUCCCAUCACACUUGACCCAGAAUCCAAGCUUCUGACCCAGACACGAUUGCACAUGCCUGUGAGGGAGAGGUGGGCAAGAGAGCACUGUCAGUGUAUAGCCUACCUGCAGGUAAUUCAGACAGCAGAGCCCACUGGAAGACAGCAACAGAGAGAAAAGGCCUUUGGACUUCCAGAGAGAUCUGAGGAGGCACUGGCAUGAAGCAGCAGAGAUGGUACUGGAUGUCAGCGAAGACGGGCACAGUGCUGUCAGGGGCCUUUUCCAUCAUGGCCACCCACAUGCACCUCAUCUUUGAAAGGAAGCACCUUGGGGGCGGCAACUGUACAGAUGUCCUCCAAAGUCAGGGUGUCAACAUGGUGAGACAAUUCUUCAUCUGCUGGAGCUUCAGAAUCGUCAUCCUGCUGUCCGCCAUCACCAUGGCGGUCAGCUGCUUCCUCCUGUACUCUGUGUACGCCCAGAUUUACGGGGGUCUCAUGACCUACACCAUCUGGAUCUUCACCUAUGAGUCCACCAACCUGGCCGUCCAGAUCCUCACCAAUGAGUUCAGCAUGGCUCUGGUCAGAGCCAUGCGCUGGUUUGGUUGGGUGACCCGUGCGUCCCUACACAGCUUCUGUCUGUACUUUGUCGUCACCCAUGCCCAAAUCAUCUACCAGAGUAAAAAACAGGGCAACAUACUCUCUUACCAUAGGCGGAUCUCUUUGGGAAGCAGAGACACCACACGUCGGAAAUCAAAGAUUCUCAAUUUUAUCCCCCAUUACAAUGAUUAAAGGUGGCCAUUUCCAACCGAGGAGGUUCUCAGGGGAGUCCUAGUCCCCCAGUCCACCUUUUUUUUG